AGCCAGAACGAAACCCUAGAAAAAAAUCUCGCCAUGGGAAAGGUCAAAGGAAAGCAUCGUUUGGAUACGUACUAUCGUCUAGCUAAGGAGAGUGGACUCCGUUCUCGAGCUUCUUACAAGCUUCUCCAGCUUGACGCCAAGUUCAAUUUUCUCCAUUCUUCAAGAACCGUUCUCGAUCUUUGCGCUGCACCCGGUGGUUGGAUGCAAGUCGCCGUCCAGAAAGUUCCCGUCGGCAGCCUCGUUCUCGGUAUCGAUCUUGUUAAGAUUGCCCCCGUGCGUGGCUGUGUCACUAUCCAGCAGGAUAUCACGCGAACUACCGAGUGCAAGGCCAAGAUCAAGCAAGCGCUGAAGAAGCAUGGUACUGAUAAAACUUUCGAUCUAGUUCUACACGAUGGAUCUCCUAAUGUUGGUGGUGCAUGGUCGCAAGAAGCUAUGAGCCAGAACGCUUUGGUUAUUGAUUCCUUGAAACUAGCCACAGAGUUCUUAGCUCCUCAUGGAAACUUCAUCACCAAGAUUUUCAGGUCUCGUGAUUAUGACUCUGUGGUCUACUGUCUUGGCGAGCUGUUUGAAAAUGUUGAAGUGUUUAAGCCGAUGGCUAGUCGUUCAACAUCUGCAGAAACAUAUCUUUUGGGUUUGAAUUACAAAGCUCCUGAUAAGAUUAGUCCUAAUCUUCUUGAUUAUAGACAACUCUUUAAGGUGGUAGCAGAACCUACAAAAAAGGUGAAGGAUGUGCUUGGCGGAUCAAAACAGAAGAGAAACCGUGCUGGGUAUGAAGAUGGAGAGUCCAUUUUGAGAAAAGUUGCAUCUGCUGCUGAUUUCAUUUGGUCUGAAAAUCCUCUUGAGAUUCUUGGCACAGUUACUUGUAUAUCUUUUGAUGAUCAAGCCUCUCUACCUUUAAAGGAACAUGAUUUGACUACAGAGGAGGUUAAAACACUAUGCGACGAUCUUCCUGUUUUGGGGAAGAAUGACUUCAAGCAUAUCCUAAAAUGGAGAAUGCAAAUCAGGAAAGCUCUGUCUCCUGAAAAAAAGGAAGAAACUAAAAAGGAGCUUGAUGUGGGAAAGGAAGAUGAGGAAGAUGAGGAAAAUGAGGAUGAUAAACUACUCAAUGAAUUGGAAGAGCUGACAAACACUGUGGACCGCAAGAAGAAACGGGCGAAGAAGCUUCUUGCUAAACGACGGGCUAAGGAUAAGACGCGGAAAGCAAUUGGUCCACAGAUAGGUGCACUUGAAGAUGGUUAUGUAGACCAUGAAUUGUUUUCUCUUUCUGUUAUGAAGGGAAAGAAAGAUCUAAUGACAGUUGACAAUGAUGAAGAUGAUAAUGAUAAUGGCAACGUCGAUGACAGUGACAAUGACGAGGGAGCUUCAGAUGAUUCCCAAGACACUGUCAUAGAUUCUGAUGAAGAACGUCAAAGAUACAAUGAACUAAUGGAAGAGAUUUUUGAUGAGGCAUAUGACCAGUAUAUGGUGAAGAAAGAAGGAAGCGCAAAGCAAAGGAAGCGGGUUAGGCAUGCCCACGCUGAAAAGCUGGAGGACUGUGAUGUAGAUGAAGCAAUGAAACUCGAUUACGAUUCAGAUAUGUAUGAAGAGACGGAUGAGGCGAAUCCGCUUGUGGUACCACUUGAUGAUGGAGAGGCCCUAACAAAGGAGGAAAUAUCCAACCAGUGGUUUAGUAAGGAUAUAUUUGCAGAAGCUGUGGAAGAAGGAGACUUGGGAAAAGAUGAUUACAGUGAGAAACAGAGCAAAGUUCUGUCUAAACCUGACAAGUUAAAGCAGAAGGUGUUGUUUGACUUUGAUCAGAGCUUGCCAAAUAGCUCUAAGAAGGAAGCCGAGUUCGAGAUAGUCUCUGCCCCAACCACGGAUUCAGACUCUGAUGAUGACAUUCAUACAAAAGCCGAGAUAUUGGCCUGUGCCAAGAAAAUGCUAAGGAAGAAGCAGAGAGAAAAGAUGCUUAAUGGUGAUGCUUAUAACAAAUACAUGUUUGAGGACGAAGGUUUACCCAAGUGGUUUUUGGAUGACGAAAAGCAACACAGACGGCCGAUGAAACCCGUGACAAAAGAAGAAGUUAAUGCAAUGAAAGCUCAGUUCAAAGAAAUCAAUGCUCGUCCAGCCAAGAAAGUGGCUGAGGCCAAGGCACGGAAGAAGCGAGCUGCUAUGAAAAGAUUGGAGAAAGUGAAGAAGAAGGCAAACACAAUAUCUGACACAGCGGAUAUAUCAAACCGUUCAAAGGACAAGAUGAUAGAUAAGCUAUAUAAGAAAGCAGCAGAGCCAAGGAAGCCUAGGAAAGAACUGGUUGUGUCUAAGAAAGGAGUUGGGGUUAAGGUUGGGAAAGGUCAGAAGAGAGUGGAUAGGAGGAUGAAGAGUGAUGCUAGGAAGCGCGGAGGAGGCAAGCCCGGUAGGAACGGGAAGAAGAGUGCUUGCCACUGGUAAAAUCUGGCCAGAAAGGAAACAAAACCAAGGGGAAAAAGAAAAUUAGUAGACUUAA
This is a messenger RNA of Arabidopsis arenosa, 2482 nucleotides long. The record is from the annotation of a GenBank genome assembly. NCBI's taxonomy places the organism in Eukaryota, Viridiplantae, Streptophyta, Magnoliopsida, Brassicales, Brassicaceae.